Pteropus alecto (black flying fox) is the source of this 862-nucleotide messenger RNA. It is a transcript of the gene GPX4, whose product is annotated as glutathione peroxidase 4. The record is from RefSeq and is a predicted model, not a curated record. Gene Ontology annotation, molecular function: glutathione peroxidase activity. The transcript is spliced from 7 exons. NCBI's taxonomy places the organism in Eukaryota, Metazoa, Chordata, Mammalia, Chiroptera, Pteropodidae. Gene Ontology annotation, biological process: response to oxidative stress.
GUCCAUUGGUCCGCUCGACGAGGGGAGGAGCCGCUGCUUCCCCGGCGCCCCCGCCGCCGCCGAGAUGAGCUUUAGCCGCCUCUGUCGCCUGCUGAAACCAGCGCUGCUGUGCGGUGCUCUGGCCGCUCCCGGCCUGGUCAGCACCAUGUGCGCGUCCCGCGAAGACUGGCGCUGUGCUCGGUCUAUGCACGAGUUCUCCGCCAAGGACAUCGACGGGCGCAUGGUUAACCUGGACAAGUACCGGGGCUUCGUGUGCAUCGUCACCAACGUGGCCUCGCAAUGAGGCAAAACCGACGUAAACUACACUCAGCUUGUCGACCUGCACGCCCGAUAUGCUGAGUGUGGUUUACGGAUCCUGGCCUUCCCUUGCAACCAGUUCGGGAGGCAGGAGCCAGGGACUAAUGCCGAGAUCAAAGAGUUCGCCGCCGGCUAUAAUGUCAAAUUCGAUAUGUUCAGCAAGAUCUGUGUCAACGGGGACGAUGCCCACCCGCUGUGGAAGUGGAUGAAAAUCCAGCCCAAGGGGCGAGGCAUGCUGGGAAAUGCUAUCAAGUGGAACUUCACCAAGUUCCUGGUUGACAAGAAUGGCUGCGUGGUGAAGCGCUACGGUCCCAUGGAAGAGCCCCUGGUCAUCGAGAAGGACCUGCCCUGCUACCUGUAACCCACAAGUGCGCGCCCCUGCCCGCGCCCGCCUGUGCCCCUUGGAGCCUUCCACCCGGCACCCAUGACGGUCUGCCUGAAAACCAGUCGUUGGUGGGGCAGACCCGAGAACCCGGCGUGCACCCCCGCUGGAGGAAGGACCCUCGGCCGGCCAGGCUCGCGGCUCACACCCCCUGCCUUGUGGGAAUAAAACAUACAAAUUGGC